Caenorhabditis elegans is the source of this 1097-nucleotide messenger RNA. RefSeq names its product Serpentine Receptor, class T (gene srt-11). Lineage: Eukaryota; Metazoa; Nematoda; Chromadorea; Rhabditida; Rhabditidae. The coding region runs from base 1 to 1062 and encodes 353 amino acids. The transcript has 4 exons. The record is from RefSeq and is marked reviewed.
AUGUUUACUCUGAAUAUGUCACUAUUUUACGUUGUUUCCAACAAAUUCAUACUUUGGCAAGAGGUGUAUGAAUGUCCAAUUGAAAGAAGAAAUUCAAGAUUUGAACGACCAUUACUUGGUUCCUUUUUUCUUGCGUUUGGGGUUUUGUUUAUCAUUCUCUACAUUCCCUGCCUCAUAGUGAUCAUCGGUAAAAAAUCCCGCGCUCCAGUGUACCUACUAAUGCUGGCCCUUGCAAUUUUCGACAUUUUAUCCCUUAUCGUUGAUUCAAUAUGCACCGGUAUAUUCGAUAUACUAGGAAUUUCAUUUUGCAACUAUCCCCUCCCCAUAUUCAUACUUGGAGCAAUUGGUGGUGGCUCUUGGAUGGCCGGCUCUUUGGCAUGCAUUCUUUUGGCAAUCGAGCGUUGCGCAGAAAUUAACCAACAGUUUCCAUUGGAAUUUUUGUUCCGUAAAAGUGUAUUUCCAGUUGUGGCAUUUUUGUUAUUAAGCUACACCAUAUACGCUUUCUUUUUCACAAAAGCCCUUGUGUUUUCUGCUGAAGCAAGCUGUUGGUUUUUUGAUCCGAUGAUUGGGAAAGAUGCAAGUCUAUACCAUAGCUAUCCACAUUCUAUAAAUAACUUCGCCGUUGGGAUAUGCACAAUAAUUUUGUAUUUGUAUUUAUCGUAUCGAUUAAUUUUCAAAUUUGGCUACUCUACAUCUAUGUGGUUAUAUAAAACUAAGAGACAGAUAAUAUUUCAAGCCAUCUCCCUCUGCAUUUUCCAUGCUACCGCUGCUUUUAUCUACGAGUAUAUGCAAUUUUUCGCUCCGACCCCGUUGCUAAUUAUUAUUAGCCAAUUCGUUUGGCAAUGGAGUAGUGGUGCUAUUUGCCUGGCAUAUUUGGUAUUCAAUAGAACAAUUCGCAAUUUAGUCGUCAAAAUGAUAUUGCCGAAAAAGAUACGAUUGAAAUAUGGUCUUUAUAUUGGAGUCGACGAACAUAUUGCAUUUGAGGGAGCUGUUGGGAAUACUGGUGCUGCUGUAGUGAAUGCAGCUGGAGCAGCUAUUAAAUUGGAUAAUUUUAUAAAUUGAGAAUUUGAAUUAUUUUUAAAGAAAUUUAUGAUAAA